Messenger RNA from Podarcis lilfordi (Lilford's wall lizard), 411 nucleotides. The record is from the annotation of a GenBank genome assembly. NCBI's taxonomy places the organism in Eukaryota, Metazoa, Chordata, Lepidosauria, Squamata, Lacertidae.
AUGGUCCCCAGCUCCGCACGCGGCCGAGCAGAGGACCGCGCGAGCCCCGAGCAGCUGAGACGCCCUUCUGCCCGUCCGUCGAGCAGGCUGGACCCGCGCAGGCGCCCCUGGCACGACGUGGCCACCAUGCGUUCCAUGCUGGCCGACGAGAGCGCCUUCUGCGCUGCGCCGCUGCACGACUGGCCUUGGAGCGCCCUCGGAGGGAAAGCCGCCGCCGCCGCCGCCCCCCCAGGUAAGCCGGCCCAGGGCUGGAGCGAGCAAGCAAGCCACGGAAAGAGCCUCCCUCGAGGCUCCCUCUGGGCUCCGGCCCUUCCACCAAGGCAGCGCCUGCCUUUGCUUUGCGACGCCCAAAAGUCAGGCUGCUGGGGUCCAGCUAACCCAGUCUUGCCCACGCUCACCGGCAGCGGUUAA